UCUUGUGUUAAUUAUUUUGUCAUUUAAAUUUUUUAUAAAUAUUUGACUUCAAAUAAGUAAAAUUAUAUUUGUAAUUAGUCCUUUGGUCCAUAUUCCGGUUGUAUAAUCUAUAGGCAGUUUUUAUAUAUGCGUAAAUAUAAAAUAGUUAAAAUUUUUAGAGGGAAUAAAGGAAAUUGUAUGAUGAAUUUUAAUCAUUCAAGUGCCAUCAGUUCACCUACAAAUUUCAGAUCCGAAUACUGUAUUGUAUCUAAUCAUGAAAAAUGUGGCGAUAGCAGUUACAAUUAUAACUUUAGUCGCCCCAACAGACAUGACAUUAGAUUGAUGGCAGGUUUAAAGAUAUUUGCCUUCAUUCUAAUGCACGUUUGGUGUAAAGGUAGAAAGGAAAUUAAACAGUUAAAACAAUCUAUGGAAGAUUUAAAAAAUAUGUGUAUGAGAUCGGAAAAUCAAAUUCAUGUCUACAGCACUCUAAUGAGAAUAGAACAAAGUCGAAACGAUGAACUGACUGCUCAACUGAAAAGAACUUUGAAUAAUUUAAAACGCAAAGCAGAAUCCUGUGAAAUCACUGCAAUGAAAUUAUCCAAUUUAAAGACAAAUAAAGCUCUAUUGGAACAUGAACUCAAAAAUAGAUACGAGGAAUAUGAAGCUCUGCAUGAAAUUUUGUCACAAACCAAAACAGAACUAUUCCGAUCCAUGAUGGAACAAAGAAAUUUGCAAAUGGAGCUUUGCAAAGCGCAGCACUGUGUGCAGUCCUUGGAAAUUGAAAAAAAGGAUCUCACAAUGCAGAUAUGUAACCUUAAAAAAGAACAUCGUCCAAUAGAAGAACCGUUAAAUGUUAAUGAUAAUAAACUUAUUACAGUUAAAGACUCGGUGGCGGAAUGUCAGACAAAAUUAAUUGAUACUCAAAAAGAUUAUAUUUUUGAUAAUUUUACUAAUUCAACGAAAGCUUCCGAGGAAUUGUCAAAAGUGGGUGUAAAAAGCCUGCCCAUACGACGUUUUGGUAUGUACUGGACACGUUUCUUGGAAUAUCCAAAAUAUACCUUACGUUGUGUUCAUAUUUUAACUUGUUAUCUAUUGCCCGCUAUGCCACCACCAUCGGCAAAAUUCACAUAAAAGUUGAUCUAAUUGAUUCAUUUAAUUGUCUAAUUAUCAUCUAAAACACUGCAUUGUUUAAAUCCGUUUUUGGCUAUUAUUUUGCAGCUUGUUUUGCAAAUAUCUUAGUUUUAAAUAGAAUAAGAUGUUUGCAGAUCUGUAAUAUGAUAGACAUUACAUAUAA
Messenger RNA from Lucilia sericata (common green bottle fly), 1273 nucleotides. RefSeq lists its product as uncharacterized. The record is from RefSeq and is a predicted model, not a curated record. NCBI's taxonomy places the organism in Eukaryota, Metazoa, Arthropoda, Insecta, Diptera, Calliphoridae. The transcript is spliced from 4 exons. The coding region runs from base 127 to 1110 and encodes 327 amino acids.